Messenger RNA from Tinamus guttatus (white-throated tinamou), 1466 nucleotides. RefSeq names its product putative tRNA methyltransferase 9B. Gene Ontology annotation, cellular component: cytoplasm; nucleus. The record is from RefSeq and is a predicted model, not a curated record. Gene Ontology annotation, biological process: tRNA wobble uridine modification; tRNA methylation. Gene Ontology annotation, molecular function: S-adenosylmethionine-dependent methyltransferase activity; tRNA (5-carboxymethyluridine(34)-5-O)-methyltransferase activity; tRNA binding. NCBI's taxonomy places the organism in Eukaryota, Metazoa, Chordata, Aves, Tinamiformes, Tinamidae.
CUUGCAGCGACAUCUCUGUGUCAGGAAGAGCAAGGACAGUUGCAUUGAUUUCCAUGAGCUAGUCUCGCCUUGUUGGGAUGGAGAAGGAGGCAAGCCAGCUCGAGAGGGACCACGUCCACAGUGUGUAUGAGAAAGUUGCUCCUUACUUCAAUGAUGCACGCUACAAGGCAUGGCCCAAGGUGCAGCAGUUCAUUUCAGAACAGGAACCAGGCAGUCUCAUUGCUGACAUUGGCUGUGGAAAUGGCAAAUACCUUCACAUCAAUUCUCAAGUCUAUAAACUGGGUUGCGAUUACUGUUUCCCGUUGGUGGAAUCUGCACGAAAUGAAGGCCAUGAGGUGAUGGUGUGUCACAGCCUGUGUCUGCCAUACCGAAGUGAGUGCUUUGAUGCCGUCUUAUCCAUUGCUGUCAUUCACCACUUUUCCACGGAAGAGAGGCGCACGCGAGCCAUAAGGGAGAUGGCUCGCAUCUUGAGAGUAGGAGGCCAGAUAAUGAUAUACGUGUGGGCAAUGGAGCAAAAACGGAGGAGAUUCGAAAAGCAGGACGUCUUUGUGCCGUGGAACCCUUCACCUCCCUCCUGCUCCUUGGGUGAUCCCUGUUCCCCUGGAAUACAAAAAUCCAUUCUUCACAAGGACAAAAAGCUGGCUUUGCACCAGUGCUGCUGUAACUUGGAUGACACUUUGGAGGGGUGCAGGAAAAACAGAAGUUCUUCCUGUGGAGGCAGGGGGAAAACUCUGUGCUCAGUGCUGGAUAAAUCGCUGAGAUGGUCUCUGUUCUCGAGAUCGCUUGACUCAGUAUUAGACUUGGGUAAUCAGCGGCACCGAGAAGAGCUCAUUAGGUAUCGCAAUUACAGUGCUCAGCUGAAUGAAUUAAACAGAAAAAAGAGAACUGAAAAAAACAGGGAGUGGGGCUUUCUGAAACAUGUUUCCAACUUUUUUCUACACUGCAAACAGAGUUUUGAAAAUACAACAGCUCUUGAAGUGGCUGUUAAACCUAUGCUGCCCAUGUCCCAUGGCACCAAGGCGGUCAGAAGUCGCUGCUCAGAACUAGGCCAAGAGACUCUACAGCUCCCGGUGGCUGCAGAGAGCAUUCACAAUGGCAGCACGGAGUGCUUACCUGACCUCAUUUCACAUCAGAAGGAAUUAGCUGUUGGACAGCGACUCAAACGAGAUCAUCACCCAAAACAGGGAGCUUGGUGCGAACCUCCCAGCAAGGCCGGCGCAGGCCGCGCUCCACAGAAAGCCCUCGACGAGAGCGCCCCGCGCAGCCGGGGCCGGCCGGGGCCCAGCGGGGCCUGCCUGCGCUACUACCACGUUUUUAAAGAAGGGGAGUUGGUUGAACUGAUAGAACGUCAUAUCCCGGAGCUGCACGUUAUUGAUUCCUACUUUGACCAUGCAAACUGGUGUGUGAUUGCAGAAAAGACAGAAGUGUGGAAGAUCUAGGGGAACUUUGCCACUGAAAGGCGCAGA